AUGGAAAGUUCAAUUUCUAAAUUUAUAGUUCAUUUACCCUAAAUGUUCUUACUUUUAUUGUUGAAAUACCUUAAGUCUCUAACCACUUUUGGAGCUCUUGGACACUUACGUCUAGGUAAAUGUAGUUAUGUUAUGACUUUUAAAACUGCAAAGUUUUUUGGAAUUUCCUGAUUUAAACUAGUUAACAUUAUUUAUUUAUAUUUUAAUCAUAAUAGAAUUUAUUUUUAGAAAAUUUUUUUUUUUAAUAAGAAUAUAUAUUAUGGCUCCUGGAUCUGGAAGGAAACUUGCAUGUGAAUGGAAUGAUGUGACUAAAUUAUCAAAAACUGUUUCCGGAAAAGUAAUACUGCAGUGCCAGUGCAAUUAUUGCAAUGAAAUUAUAAAUAGCCAAAAAGUAGAAAGAAUUAGAAUUCAUUUAAAUAAAUGUAAAAAAAAAAAACCAUCUGCUGAUGUUGUAGAACGAAAUAAAAAUUUUAUUUUAAAAGAUGGUCAAGUAUCAUCUCAGGCAUCUAUAAACUUGUGUAAUUUUGUUAGCCCAGUUGCUUCAGAAUCUUUUGAAGCAUCAAGCACUUCUGGUGUCUUUGAGAGUAGUUACUCUGGUUCAACACCUACCCCAUAUAAAAAACAAAAGUUAAUAGAAAACUACAUAUCAAGAACAAGCUCAGAUCAAAAGGAUGUUUUUGACUUGCAAGUUGCCAAAUUUUUUUUUGCUUGCAAUAUUCCAUUUAAUGCUGUAGAAAAUAGAGAAUUUAAAAAAUGUAUUAAUUUUUUGAGACCUGGUUAUGAUCCUCCAAACCGGAAGAAACUUUCAAGUGAGUUACUGGAUAAAGUUAAUGAUGAAGUAAUUGUAUCUAUGAAAAGUGAAUUUGCAAAUAAUAGGAGUACUAUUACAUUGAUACAAGAUGGUUGGAGCAGUGUCAGAAAUGAUCCAGUUAUUGCUCACAGUGUACAUAACGGAAAGACCCCAUAUUUAAUCUCCGCUAUAGAUGCCGGAAGUGAAAAAAAAACUUCAGAAUAUUGUGCUCAAUUAGCCAUUGAAGCAAUAAAACACAUCAAAAAGGUUUAUGAACAAGAUGUAUUUGCCAUUUGUACAGAUAACGAGAACAAAAUGAAAAAGAUGAAAGAAAUUCUUAAAGAGGAAUAUCCAUUGCUACUUACAUAUGGAUGCUCAGCUCAUUACUUAAAUUUAGUUGAGAAGCAGGUGACACAUUUCUGGCACAUUUCAUUGAAGUUAACAAGUACUUCCGAAAUCAUCACCAACCACGUGGAUGGCUUUUGGAUGAUAGGAAUGGAGUUAUGCCGCAACUUCCUAAUGAUACACGAUGGAACUCUCAAGUAGACUGUUUAAAGACUUAUAUUAAAAAUUAUAGCCACUAUCUUGAUAUUAUAGAGAAGCAUGAAGGUGAUAUUAAACAUAAUAUCAAGAAAAUUAUAGAUAAUGCUGCAAUUUUCAGGGAAGCUAAAAAUCUUCAAAUUCAACUGUAGAAAUGUGAGAUAGCUUUAGAUAAGCUACAAAGUGAUUCAACAUCAUUGUCAGAUGCAUGUGAAAUUUGGUUGUCUCUCCUGAAAGAUGAAGACCUGAAGCCAUAUUAUAUUGAAAUUAAGUUAAAAUUUGAUGAAGCAAUGGAACCUUUUCAUUUUUUGGCAAAUUUGACUGAUAUUAAAUACCAAGGAAAAUCUUUAAGCAUUGAACAAGAAGCUGCUGCAGAAGCUUGGCUAAGUGAUAGGCACAAUGAAUACUUGGCUGGUUACUAUGAUUUCAGGCUAAAAGUCACAACUACCUUUCCACAGCACAUGUUUAACGAUAACUUUAUUGCUACAAUUUCAAGUGAAAGAUGGUGGGGUAUAAUAGAUAUGAAGCAAAAGCUGCAUUAAAAAUCUUUACCACUACCAGAAGGGUUUGCAAAGUUUUUUCAAUCUCUUCAUAGUUGUCCUGCAAGCACUGGCUCCAUAGAAAGAGUGUUUUCUACUUUUGGUAUUGUGUGGAGCAAGUUAAGAAAUAGGUUAGGAAACGAUAAAGCUGAAAAGCUUGUUCGAAUAUAUAGACAUUUGAGAGGCGAAGAAUUUGAUUGGUAAACAACAAAUUUGUAAAGCUUCUGUAAUUUAAAGAAAUAUAGUUUGUAAUCUUUA
Molecule: messenger RNA, 2127 nt
Organism: Hydra vulgaris (swiftwater hydra)
Lineage: Eukaryota; Metazoa; Cnidaria; Hydrozoa; Anthoathecata; Hydridae
Source: RefSeq, a predicted model, not a curated record